This is a messenger RNA of Linum trigynum, 2218 nucleotides long. NCBI's taxonomy places the organism in Eukaryota, Viridiplantae, Streptophyta, Magnoliopsida, Malpighiales, Linaceae. The record is from the annotation of a GenBank genome assembly.
UUGCUUGUUUUUACAUAUAAUUGUCUUGUGAUAAAUCAACUUUGUUGUUAUUGUUGUUAUGGAAAUGCUAAAAAACUAGAGUAUACUUGUUAUACAAUUGUGACACAUUCAACGUCCAUAUAUCUCACAUUAUCUUGCUUUUGUGGAUUUUUAUUCCAUAAGUGUUAAAAGAGAGUGGUUGUUCUUUUUGUCUUGGCCUGUAAUCUGUGUAGGGAUUUGGUUACCCACAAGUGACAUGAUGUUUCCUUACUACAAAACAAUUUUGUAUUGUUGAUCUCCUAUCGUCCAUUAUUUUCCUAAUGUAAGUAUAAGGUAAGUAGGUAACUGUGUAAUCUGGUCAACCGUUCGACAAAAGAGGUACGUAAACCACUUUACAGAAUCGGUAGGCUGUUUUGGCAUAAGCGGUCUACCUCCUCCAACAAGCGGGUGUAAGUUGAAGGUAAGUGUGUCAUAGGUCGAUCCAUUGCUGGAAGCGGUAGUCCAGUUCCCUCAAGUGGUAGACCAUUUUCUUGUAAAGUGGUUCUGAAACAUAACUACAGCCGCCACCGAGAAGGUUUUAAAGUUUUGAAGAAUGUCAAGGGAAGUUCCUAGCUUGGUUAAGUUUCUCUAAUACAACAAAUCUUUUGAAACAAGACAAUGUUCAUAGCAUCAGGAAUGGAAAAAAAACACUAAAUUCUGGCUUGAUUCUUGGGCUCUGCAGGUACCUUUAAUGGAUGUAGCCAUAGGCGAGGUUCGGACGAGGAAAAAGAGUGGAAGGUGGCGGAGCUAUGGGAUACUGUGGAUGGGUGGAGAGUUGAUAAAUUUUAACAUCUUCUCCCGUCGGAUGUCACAGACAGAAUCAGGGGGAUUUGGGUCGACUCUCUCUUGUUGGAAGAAGAUCAAGCAAUUUGGAAACACACCUCGACGGGUUGUUUAUUGCCAGCUUGGCCUACGACUUGUUCUCGAUGACAACAGGCGAUCAAGACUCAUCCUUCUGGAAGAGAAUCUGGAGGGUUCAUGUUCCGGAGCGACUAAGAGUCUUCAUUUGGCAUUGUUUGCAAUUACAGGCACUUGACUCAAGACGACAAGUGCCAUGAGUGCAAAGACAUACCAGAGACCAAUCAACACUGCUUAUAGGACUGCGUCAUUGUCAAGUCAGUUCGGCUAGAAAUCAUUCCUCAAGCUCAACAACAACAACUCUUUAGUCUUAACUACUUAAGCUGGCUGAAGUGCAACCUCAAAGACGAGUCGCAAGGAAGCUGUAUAAGAGACUAGGCUAGCUACUUCAGCCUCCUAUGGUACAUAUGGAAAAACAGAAAUGAAAAUAUGUUCAAGAACAAAAAGCUCACUACCUCUUCUCUCAUUGACUAUGUUACUACCAAAGGCAGGGAAUGGGCCAAGGCGUGGACGAAUGCCAAAUUACAGAUCGACUUCAAACCUCCUUUGCCCAGGACUGAAGCACUCAUCGGAUGGAAGCCGCCAGCUUCAGGUUGGAUGAAGCUCAAUACGGAUGGAGCUGCUCGGAUGAACUCCGGAGUUGCAACGACGGGAGGAAUCUUAAGAAAUAGCUUUGGGGAUUGGAGAGGUGGCUUUUGAAGCAAACUUGGGACUGAGACCACGUUGAUGGCGGAGCUUUGGGGAAAAUACUAGGGUGUCCUCCAAGCCUGGAAGAAAGGGUGCCAGUUUCUCAUUAUAGAAUCGGACUCCCAUCUCGCUCUAGAUCUGGUUGAGAAACGUACAGAUCAUGUUUAUAUUUAUGCCACUCUUUUAGGAUCGAUUCGCAGGACUCUUGCUCAAGAGUGGGUGGUUCAACUAGUGCAUACGUAUCGCGAAGGGAAUAAAGCCACGAACUGACUCUCGAAGCACAGUCUCGUCUAUCCCUUCGAUAUGUGUGAACUUGAUGAGCCUCCAUCGGACUUGGGUCGUUUAAUCAGCGAGAAUGUGAUAGGAGUAGGGCUGUUAAUGAGCCGAGUCGAGCCGAGCUUUGCCAUAGUUCGGGCUCGGCUCGUUAAUAUAUUUCCAGGCUCGAGCUCGGCUCGUGUUCGUCACGAGCUUUAAUAUGCAAGCUCGAGCUCGGCUCGUUUAUGAAAAUGAAAGCUCGAGCUCGGCUCGUCAAUUAAGCUUAACGAGCCCAAAAUCGAGUUCGACUCAUAAAAUGUUCAUGAUAGCUCAAGAUUGACCUAGAACUACGCACAAAAUUACAUUUAAAUCUGUAGCAAAGUAAAACACAAUAUUUAUC